GGCGGGCAGAGACAGAGGCACCCCGUGAAGUACCAGUAGGUACUUCCCUUCUUACUGAUGCUAAAAGAAUGUGUUUACUUGCAAACAGCCUCGUCUUAUUUCCUCCUUCUCCACUUCUUUACACCACCUCUUCAACUUGCCAUAAUGGACACUAUAAAUACGCGCUGCUUCAUUUCCGGCUUCCGCGGCGACUUCGCCAUCACCACCGCCCUCGCGUACUAUUACCGUGGCCAUUACAUCUAUGGACCAACUGGAAACCCAAUUGAGCCCCAGCAGUUCACCAAUGGCAGGAUCAAUGUGGCGGGAGUUACUGCGACUGCCGCCCCAUCGUAUGACCCCCAUAGCCCGCGCCUCCGUUCUGAGAAUGAGGUCGCUGCUCUUUGGAAGUCAAAGAUCAACGAGGAGACCGGAAACUUCAGUCAAUACAUCAUCACUGAGGAGGAUGUCGAGAUGAGGCCGACUAUUCGACAUGCUGCUCAAGCCGCUCUUGCUUCGGGUUCUGUUCUCGCUUCUUCUUCCAGGGUCCCAACUUCCCACGACCAUACUGUCCGCUUUGCCAACACUCUGAUCCCGCAGAUCACCACCCGCCCCUCCAGCAUUGACACACGUCGAGCCCCGCAAGAGCUCAUCGCUCGCACCGCUACCAGCCCGCGUCUCUUCGUCCCUCACGACUACGCCCACGCAAACCUCCACGCUGCGUCUGCGCCGGCCUCUCACCAUACUUCGCCAUUCGUGUCUACGAACAGCUCUCCAGCUCUCACUCGUGUUAACUUGCGCAAUAUCAAUUCUUCCAGCCGCCUAACGAAGCUCAUAGCCGACGUACACCCAGAUGUAGAUCUAAGAGCCUUCCCUUUCAUCCCUAGGUCUGAUGAGCCUUUCUGGGUCGAUCACUUGACCGCCCCUACUGCCCCCGUCAUCAAGUGCGCCAUCCAUGGCGGAGACUGUGACGGCUUGACGACAACAGAGAGCAACACGACGGAGCGGUAUCUUCUGGGGAGUGGAUUCCGAGAAGACGUGCCAAUGUUUGUGAGAGGGGGAGAUCGGGUGAUGGUGGAUUGGUCCCGGGUGAAGGACCAAGAGAUGGAGAACUUAGACAGGGGGAGGGAAAGGAGUAUGGAGAUUGAGGGGGUGAAGUGA
This is a messenger RNA of Lindgomyces ingoldianus, 1137 nucleotides long. RefSeq lists its product as uncharacterized. Lineage: Eukaryota; Fungi; Ascomycota; Dothideomycetes; Pleosporales; Lindgomycetaceae. The transcript has 4 exons. The record is from RefSeq and is a predicted model, not a curated record. The coding region runs from base 58 to 1137 and encodes 359 amino acids.